Schistocerca serialis cubense is the source of this 699-nucleotide messenger RNA. RefSeq names its product cytochrome P450 6a9-like. The transcript has 3 exons. Gene Ontology annotation, molecular function: heme binding; oxidoreductase activity, acting on paired donors, with incorporation or reduction of molecular oxygen; iron ion binding. Bases 1 to 699 code for a protein of 232 amino acids. The record is from RefSeq and is a predicted model, not a curated record. NCBI's taxonomy places the organism in Eukaryota, Metazoa, Arthropoda, Insecta, Orthoptera, Acrididae.
AUGAGGAAGUGUCCGGGUGAAGAUAUGAAAGACAUUUAUUUUGAAACAGAAGGCAAGGACGUCGUGGGUAUUUACUCAUUAAACAACCCUCUUCUCGUUGUGAGGGAUCCAGAGCUGAUCAAAACGAUCAUAGUGAAGGAUUUCAACUACUUUCCCGACCAGGGCAUUUAUGUAGACGAGGAGACAGAUCACCUUACGGCGCACCUCUUCUUCCUCGGAGGAACCAAGUGGAAGGGUCUGUGCCAGAAGCUGACGCCCACGUUCACGUCGGGAAAAAUGCGCGCCAUGUUCGGCAUAGUGCGCGACUGUGCGCAGAUUUUGGCUGACGUCACACCUGCGGGAAGUGUUGUGCAAGUCCGCGAGCUGAUUGCCCGCUACUCCACUGACGUCAUCGCUUCCUGCGCCUUCGGCAUCGACGUUGACAGCCAGCACAACCCAGAGGCAGAGUUCCAGACAAGUAAGACGCUGACGACCAAGGAGGUGGCAGCACAGGCGUGGGUGUUCUUCCUCGCAGGGUUCGAAACAUCCUCCACCACCGUAAGCUUCUGUCUGUAUGAGCUCGCUAGACAUCCAGAUAUCCAGAAGAAGGUGCAAGGAGAAAUUGACGUUGUACUGAAAAAGAACAACCGUGAUGUGACGUACGACAUUAUAAUGACCCAGAUGCCGUACUUGGAAAAGGUGGUGAAUGAGAUGAGCUAA